Messenger RNA from Culex quinquefasciatus (southern house mosquito), 3525 nucleotides. It is a transcript of the gene Best2, whose product is annotated as bestrophin-2. The coding region runs from base 893 to 3220 and encodes 775 amino acids. The record is from RefSeq and is a predicted model, not a curated record. The transcript has 9 exons. Gene Ontology annotation, molecular function: chloride channel activity. Lineage: Eukaryota; Metazoa; Arthropoda; Insecta; Diptera; Culicidae.
CAGUUCAGUAUUCAAAGUGCGCUCGGUCAGACUCGACUAGUCCGGCUAGUCGUCGCGAUCUUCGUUCGUCGUCGUCACACAGUUCGCGGAGAACGAUCGGACUGUCUCGUUUUCGCGCGUGUACUCGCGGUUGGUGCUGUCCCGCUCACGCAAACCCGAUCGCGGUCUGGAGGCUUUUACAAUAUCAGAUCCUAUCAACAAUUCUUCCGUGUGUCAUGAUUUCCCAUGCCCAACCCGACAAGGCUACAACAAUUUGAUUGUGAUAAUCUGAAAAUAAAGUAUCGGCUGCAAUUUUUUUUUAACAAAACAAGUGAAUUUUAUUUUUUAAUAAAAAAUUUUCAACAUCCUGAUAAAGUGAAGAGAAAAAUCAAGUGAUUCAAGCUAGUUUUUAACCUAAAACCAAGAAGAAAUUUCCAAGCGGUGAAACAUAACCAACAAAUCACGUCACCAACUACCGGUUAACUGGAAGAUCAGGAAGAUCCCAUCACGAUGAAGAAGGAUCAACGACGGUAACAGUCGUCGUCGUCGUCGUGUGCCAUGUAAAGUGGUUGGUGAAUGCCAACACGCAACAACGUCUUCGCUGUCGUCGGGAGGUGAAGUGAAAUUCGACGAAGCCUGUUUAAAAAUAAAUAAAAGGAAACAAGUGAUUUGCCUCAACAGGUGUAAGUUUAACGUGAAAGCAACAAAAAAAAUAAGAAGAAGAAGAAAAGUGAUUGUGAAGGGAAUGAUAAUGUUUUAAAAGUUUUGUGCAACUUGACGAAUCCACGAAUCAAUGGCAGGGAGAUAAGGUUGCGACGUGACAGUGCGAUCCCACCCCCCACGAUAUCCGACAACGAACUCAAAGUUCGAACCAGUUGGCAACACCAGGUAGCGGAACAGUCAACCUGCAGAAAUGACCAUUUCAUAUUCAGCAGAGGUGCCAAACGGCAGCAAUUUCGGAUGUUUCUGGCGUAUUCUGUGGAAAUGGCGCGGUAGUGUCUACAAAGCAAUCUGGCGUGAGCUGCUCGCAUAUCUGUGCGUAUACUACACACUAAAUUUGACCUACCGAUACGGUCUCAGUGAAGAGGGCAGAAGAGUGUUUGAGCGGAUACGCAACUACUGCGGCCAGCAGCGGGAAAAUGUGCCACUUUCCUUCGUGCUGGGCUUCUACGUCAGUCUGGUGGUCAAACGGUGGUGGGAACAGUACCGGCUGCUGCCGUGGCCCGACACGCUUGCCCUCUUCGUCAGCGCCGCCAUCCAGGGUCAUGAUGAAACCGGCCGGUUGAUGCGCCGAAACAUCAUGCGCUACAUGGUACUGGCGUACGUCAUCACGCUGCAAAAGAUUUCCCUCCGCGUAAAGCGACGCUUCCCAACGUGGCAACACCUGGUGGACGCCGGUCUGAUGUUGGAGAGCGAGCGCAAGAUCUUCGAGAUCAUGGACUCGAAGAGCCCGAUGUCCAAGUACUGGAUGCCGCUGGUUUGGGCGACCAACAUUAUCAACCGGGCCCGGAAGGAGGAGCUCAUUCCGUCGGAUCACAUCGUGCAGACACUGCUGAUGGAGCUGUCGGACAUUCGUAGGAGGUUGGGUGGCCUCAUCGGGUACGAUACGGUGUGCGUUCCGUUGGUGUACACCCAGGUGGUGACGCUGGUGCUGUAUUCCUACUUUACGGCGGCCAUCAUGGGCAGCCAGAUGAUUCCGACGUACGACGAGAAGACCAACUCGUACAUGGAGUUGGACGUUUAUUUCCCGUUGUUCACGGCGUUGCAGUUCGUGUUCUACGUCGGUUGGCUUAAGGUUGCCGAAGUGUUGAUUAAUCCGUUCGGGGAGGACGACGACGAUAUUGAGUUGAACUGGCUGAUCGAUCGGCAUAUCAAGGCGUCGUACAUGAUCGUGGACGAGAUGCACGACGAACAUCCGGAGCUGCUCAAGGAUCAGUACUGGGAGGAGGUCGUACCGAAGGACCUGCCGUACACGGUUGCAAGCGAGCACUACCGAAGGGAAGAGCCCAAGGGUUCGGCGGAGCAUUACGUCGUGAAGGAGUCCGAGGCGGUGUACGCGAACAUUGGCGGUGGAAAGCGGGUCGUGAACGAUGAGGUGUACGCGGAUUAUGAAAGCGUCGACACGCCGAUGGCCGAACGCCGCAAGGGCUGGUUCGGCCGGCAAAUCACCCGCAUUUCGAUGCGCAGCUCGUCAACGGCGUAUUCCUCCGGGGGUCUGUUCACGCGCAACCGGCAAAAUUCGGUCUACUCUAGUCCCGAGGCGGGCAUGACCCAGCCCAUCACCGGUCCCGGCAGCGGCGGCCCACCCAUGCAGAAGGUCAGCAUUUACGACAAGUUUCUGAACCGGAAGUCCGGUCGACAUCCGCGUCAAAUCGUGAAACAAAGUUCCAAACUCAGCCUAAACGGCUCCGUGAAUUCCAAUGUGCCACCGAGGGCUCGGCCUCGCAUUCCCACGCCGGAUGUCAGCAAGGACAGCAAGGUCCACCCGCUGGCCGGCGUAACGAUCAACUCGGCGCAGCUCGAGCGGACAGCGAACAUUGCGUCUGGCGUGGCGCUGAUGGCCACUCAGCUGGCCAACAAUCCGUCCAUUUAUCCGGCGUCGACAAAGGCGGGCUCCGCUGGUCCUGGAUCGACCCUCGGCAACAGUGACCUGCCGGUGGUGGGAACGUUGCUGCUCGCGCCCAUCAAGGAGCUGGACUCCAACUCGGUCAACAAUACUCUGCACGCGGGCCACUCGGCGACGGCGGCCCUGGCCAAGUCCAUCCUACCAUCGAGCAUCAAAAGUUCCGCAUUCGGCAAGGACGGCUCGCCGACCCCACUCGAGCUGGCCCUCGCCAACGGCUCAAGCCUUGGCAAAUCAGGCUCAGGCCUCGGCGGCAACCGAGUCAUCGUACUUCCAGCCGCCACCGACAACGUCGACAACGGUUCCAGCACCGGAAGCGGCGGUGCCCUCGUUCCGGUUAGCACCACAUCCGAUGCCAUCCCGCUAGCGAUUACCUCUAUUCCGUUGACGUUCACCGUGACCCCGGUAACGACGACCAUCAACACGGGCUCGACCGGAACCUUCAUCACGGAGCUGCCCUGCGAUGGUGACGAGGCCGUCGUCAGCACGGCCGUCACCGUCAACAACGAGAAGCAGAGGAAUGGUGGCGGCGGAACGGCGGCCCCGUCCGAAACCUCGUCAUCCGCGGCGUCCACACUCAGCAAACGGAAGCCAAAGCAUAGCGAGGUGUACGUUUGAGGCGAUUGUGUGUGGUGGAAAUUGUAGAAUUUCAGUGAUAUAGUCGAAAAUAACGAAACAGUAUCAGAGAAAAGCAUUGAAAUUUAGAGACGAAACUUUGGUGACUUUAGUGCGAAAAAUAUCAGCAAAAGGUGUUUUUAACUAGAACUAUUGAGGAAAAAUAAUAGCAUUUCUGUUUGAAGUUGUGAGAGAGAGAGUAUUAGAAUAUUUUAAAUGUUGUGUAAAUAGGAAGAGAAAGUGAAUACAAUUGUUUUUAAACCUUUUACUUUUAUGCAAAAUGUGCAAGUCGAACCCCUAUUUUGACC